Molecule: messenger RNA, 1900 nt
Organism: Cladophialophora immunda
Lineage: Eukaryota; Fungi; Ascomycota; Eurotiomycetes; Chaetothyriales; Herpotrichiellaceae
Exons: 5
Coding region: 302-1765 (487 amino acids)
Biological process (GO): transmembrane transport
Cellular component (GO): membrane
Molecular function (GO): transmembrane transporter activity
Source: RefSeq, a predicted model, not a curated record
AGGCCAUCAGGUUUCCUGCCCGGAAUUUCUCCUUGCUGUCACUGCCAUUGCCUCCUCUGCCUCGUUCCCUUCUAUCCGCUUGAUCAGGAGAUAUCCACCUGCAAGGAUUGUCUACAAGGAUUUUCCCCACGUGGCUUGAUUCUGGACUUGAUACCCCAACUUGCUCGAGAAUCAUAAGCAGGGCUCCAGGACAAGAUUCUCGUCCUUCCACCAAGACACUGACCGGCUCUCAUAUCCACGAAGCCUAAACUUCCAAGGCCCUGCCUUACAGAUAGUGGGAAAAGGAUAGCGGAACAUCACCAUGGCAAACCCGGCCGAAGAGCUCAAGCAAAAGGCUGAGAUCGAAGAGUAUGUUACAGAUGACCGCUCUAGAGAGGUCAUCGAGUUUGAGAAGAAGGAGGCCAAGUUGCGGCGCAAGCUCGAUCUCUACAUCGCCCCCGUGAUGAUGCUUCUCAUGCUCAUCAGCUAUCUUGAUCGUGGCAACAUUGGGUUCGCAGCCACCCAAGGCAUGGCUGAUGAUAUCGGUCUGCAUGGCAACCAGCUCAAUACUGCCGUUUCCAUCUUCUACUGCACCUAUGUGCUUGCCGAGCUACCAACCUCGUUAUACGUCAAGCGACUUCAGUUCCACCGAGUCAUCCCCAUCAUCACCUUUUGCUGGGGACUUGUUUGCAUGUGUAUGGGAUUCAUCCAGAACUUUGCUGGUCUCUGUGUCUGCAGAAUUCUGCUCGGAUGGUUUGAAGGCUGUCUGUUUCCCUCCAUGACGCUUUUCCUGGCCAACUGGUACAGGCGGGAAGAACUGGCUCAAAGAAUAUCCUACCUCUUCAUUGCGUCUGCUCUGUCCGGCGCGUUUGGCGGCCUCAUCGCCUUUGGCAUCCUGUACAUGGACGGCGUCGCCAACUACCCCGGUUGGCGAUGGCUCUAUAUUCUGGAGGGUCUCAUCACGCUCGUCUGGGCGGGAAUGUGCGUGUACCUGGUCCCCAAGAACUACCAGACCGCCUACUUCCUCAACGACGAAGAGAAGAAAGUCAUGGCCGUCCGCGCCGAGCUGUCGGAAUCCUACUCCGGCGGCGACGGCCACUACAAAGUCAACGACCUCAAGCUGGCCUGGAAGGACACCAAAACUUGGCUGCACGGUGUCAGCCAGAUUGCCGUGGUCACCAUCCUCUACGGGUUUGGCACGUUCUUGCCCAUCAUCAUCAAGAACGGGUUGCACUACUCCACCAAACAAGCCCAGUAUCUGGUCAUCCCCGUCAAUCUCUGGGGCGCCGUCGUCUACGCCGUCGGCGCCGUCAUCUCUGACAAGUACCACAAGAGAUUCUUGAUCAUGGUGGUUUGUGCCCCCGUCGGCAUUGCAGGAUACGCCAUCCUUCUGAAAAUGGACGACGUCUCGGUGGGCGUUCAAUAUUUCGCCACGUAUCUUAUCGCCACGGCAUGCUUCCUCUGCACCGGAGGCAACAUUGCAUGGCUGUCCGGUAAUGUGGCACCCGACGGAAAGAGAGCUGCGAGUUUGGGUACCCAGCUCACCCUCACCAACCUGGGGGGCAUCAUCUCUGGCCAAAUCUACGCCUCCACAGACGCUCCCAGAUUCGUCCUCGGCCACGCCUGGUCCCUGGGCAGUCUGGCCUUUGCCUUCAUCGUGUUCAACAUUCUCCGCGUGCUCUACCAGAGGCGUGAGAACUGGAAGGCCGAGCAGCGCGCCCAGGGCGUGGUGACUCCGCCAGAGGAGUUCACCGACCGGUCGCCCGAGUUCAAGUACCAGUUCUAAACCAAGAAUGGCUGCGUGGAUAGAGGGACGGUUGUGGGGGUUCAGCUGGAAUGAGGCAAAUCCUGCAGCGGCCGAGGGUUCCCAAAUAGCAGAAUGUAGUCUCAAAUCCUUCACCAAAAAAAGUAUGUUUGAUAG